Molecule: messenger RNA, 1275 nt
Organism: Pelagomonas calceolata
Lineage: Eukaryota; Pelagophyceae; Pelagomonadales; Pelagomonadaceae
Source: the annotation of a GenBank genome assembly
AUGGCCGCCGCCGACGUGACAUGCGGCCUCGCCGAAGUGCUCGUCUUCAUCGGCGCGCUCGUCGCCGGCACGGCCUGCUCGCUCUGCUCCAAAGUCCUGCUGUCGAUGCGCAGCGUCGGCGCGAGCGGCGAGGAGCAGAGCUUCCAGAACCCGCUCUUCCAGACCUGGGGCAUGUUUUUGGGCAUGGUCUUCGCGCUGCCCGUCCACUUUGCGAGGGAAGCGUUGGAGCGGAGGCGGUCGAGGCGGGGCUACGACGCCAUCGGUAUUGAGAGAAGGCCGUCGUUCAAGGAGAUGCCCCGGUCGACCUAUUUGUUGCUGGCGGCGCCGGCGCUUUUUGAUCUCGCGGCGACGGCGCUGUGCAUGUUCGGCCUGACGCGCGUCGCGGUCUCCGUCUAUCAGAUGCUACGCGGCGCGGCGAUCGUUUUUGUCGCUAUCCUCAAGCAUUUUGUGUUGAAGGACAAGCUCGCCAAGUACAUGUGGGUCGGCGUGGGCCUGAACGUGGUGUCGAUCGUCUUGGUGGGCGCGACGGCGCAGUCGUCCGACAGCGGACAGGGAGACCCGUUGGUCGGCGUCGCGCUCAUCCUCGCGGGGGCCUUCGUGCAAUCUUUACAAUACGCCUUCGAGGAGAAGGUCAUGUCCUCGGACGUAGGGGCACCGCCUUUGCUGGUUAUAGGUAUGGAGGGAUUUUGGGGUUUGUUUGUCUGCACCUUCGUGCUGUACCCGGCGGCCUACGCGGCGGGCGUCGAGGACCCCUACGACACGUACGUCAUGUUCCGCAAUAGCCAGGAUAUCCAGCGCAUGUUCCUUUUGUACUUUGUCGCUAUAUUUUCGUACAACCUCUUGGCCGUGCUGGUGACGUACAUGCUCGACAGCGUCUGGCACGCCAUCCUCGACAACUUCCGGCCCAUCUCGGUCUGGGGCGUCGAUUUGGCCCUGUUCUACGUCGUGACGAGCGGGGCCUUCGGCGAGGCGUGGGCGUACCCGGGCAGCUACGUCCAGGUGGCCGCCCUCGGCGUCCUGCUCUACGGCACGGCGGUCUACAACGGCUCGGUCAAGGUGCCCGGCUGCUCGUACCCGCCCGACGCUCAACAGCCGCAGCUCCUCUCGCCGAUGGUCGUGCGCGCGUCGCCGGCGCUGGCCUCGUCCCAGGUCAUGAAGUCGCCGCUCAUCCACGGCACGCCGCUGUCCCGCCGGAACACGAUGGAGCGGGCGACGCUGCCGCGCGUCCAGGAGCUACCGCGGGGCCUGCCGCGGCCGCGGAGCGGGAGCCUCUGA